AUGUUGGCGCCACUGCAUGUGGCGACGGAGACGGCCCUCCACGUGGCUGCUCUGUGUCUGGGCGAGGACGCGGGUGUGGGGACUGUGGGGUCCAGGCUGGCUGACAAGGGAUCUUGGGCGGCGCCGCGGACCAAGGUCAAGGGCCAGGCAGCCCGGGGGGGAGGCGAGGGGAGGAAGGAGGAGCGAGUGGUCAUGUGGGUGCUGCUGCGGGCUUUGAUCGAAGCCGGCAAGUUCCCACUCCGAGAGGAAGCACCCCUCGUGCUGCGUUUGGUCGAAGAGGGCCCGCUAGAGCUCACAGAGGCCGUGUUGGCCGGGCCGGGGGAGGUGUCGGAGCGGACGAUUGUCUGCCUGCUCCGUCGGCUCCUCCGCCCGCAGGAGCACCUCCUAACCCCCAUUAGUGCCUCGUCACCGGCCACGCAAGAGCACAGAGAUGCUGGGCAACCUCAUAAGGGAGAUGAGGAGGGGAUCCCAGCGCGGGAAGUGGCGAGACUGGCGGGGCUGGCUGUCCGCAGACCCUGCUGUCGAGCCUUCCUGCGCACUGCCCUCGCCGUGGAAAUGGACGGCCCCAGCGCUGCCUUGCUGCUCGUGCUGCUACAGGCGCUUUUGGAAGAGGCUGUGGGCGCGGGCGGGAAAGGAAGGCCAACGGAGGAAGCGGUGUUGACCUGGCUGGAGAGCCUGCUGGACGCCAAGUUUGUGGCCUUGGUAGUGGAGGGGAAGCGGGAGAGAGCGGGAGAGGCAUGGGGGGACGAGGGGGUCCUACGCCGGGUGCUGGCCUCGACGCAAGAAAGAAUUCAAGCGGCGGCGCUCUCGUGCCAGGCCUUGGAGGUCGUGGAGGGCUACAUCGCGCAAUUCAGACGGGCGGGAGAGAGCCUGCAGGUGAUCCCGGAUUACUCCUUGGACGUGCUCCCAGUCUAA
This is a messenger RNA of Nannochloropsis gaditana CCMP526, 915 nucleotides long. RefSeq lists its product as uncharacterized. The coding region runs from base 1 to 915 and encodes 304 amino acids. The record is from RefSeq and is a predicted model, not a curated record. The transcript has a single exon.